CCUAGAUAAUGACAUACUUUUUUCACUUAUCAAAAAAUGGCAGAAUACAAGCUUACGUAUUUUAACUUGAAAGGACGAGGAGAAUUAUGUCGUCUACUGUUUGUGCUGGCGGAUAAGAAAUAUGAAGACCAUCGAUUUGAAAGAGAAGAAUGGAAAGUUUUAAAACCAUCUAUGCCACUAGGACAGGUGCCCGUAAUGACGGUAGGAGGGACACAGAUACCACAAUCCGGAGCCAUUAUUCGAUAUCUUGCCAGGGAAUUCGGAUUGUAUGGCAAGAACAAUAUGGAGAUUACAAUGGUUGAUGUUAUAAUAGAGACAAUUGAUGAAGCGAGGUCAGAGUUUGUAAAAUGGAUAAAAGAAGAGGAUGCAGCAAAAAAAGUAGAAAUAAGUAAAAAAUUGAAAGAAGAAGUUUUUCCUAAAUUCAUUACGUUUGUUGAGAAAAUGUUGUCGGAUAAUGGAGGACAAUUCCUGGUUGGAAGUGAGGUAACUCUUGCAGAUGUGGCUGUUUUUGAUGUUAUUUCAAGAAUAUCUGAUAUGUGGAGUCAGGAACUCAUGAAUAUGUCAACUGUAUUAAAAGCACAUUGUGAAAAGAUAGCGACCAUACCAAAUAUAAAGGCAUGGUUAGAAAAACGACCAAAGACAGCUCGCUGAAUCGUUAACCAAAUUUUGUUUAAACUAAUCAGACGAUAAUAUAAUUCUGUUUAAUUAAUUGUAUACCAGUAAAGUACUACAGAUAAACAGAUGUCUUCACUUUUAUUUAAACAUUGUAUUUCAACUUCAGUAGGUAUCAUGAAAUUUUUAGCCUUUUUUACAAUUAGCUCAAGCUUGUCUAAAUUAUUAGUAGUGUGUUAAAUGUGAUAAUGAAACAGUUUGAUCAAGAAGGCUCGAUUUUGACUCAUUAUAAUGAUUUAAGUAUGUUAUUGUCCAUAAAAUAAACCGUACUACGCAUA
Messenger RNA from Mytilus californianus (California mussel), 950 nucleotides. Its product is annotated as glutathione S-transferase 1-like. The coding region runs from base 37 to 651 and encodes 204 amino acids. Lineage: Eukaryota; Metazoa; Mollusca; Bivalvia; Mytilida; Mytilidae. The transcript is spliced from 5 exons. The record is from RefSeq and is a predicted model, not a curated record. Gene Ontology annotation, molecular function: glutathione transferase activity. Gene Ontology annotation, biological process: glutathione metabolic process.